This is a messenger RNA of Pseudovirgaria hyperparasitica, 636 nucleotides long. RefSeq lists its product as uncharacterized. The transcript is spliced from 2 exons. Bases 1 to 636 code for a protein of 211 amino acids. Lineage: Eukaryota; Fungi; Ascomycota; Dothideomycetes; Acrospermales; Acrospermaceae. The record is from RefSeq and is a predicted model, not a curated record.
AUGAGCUCGGUCCCCUCCGAAAGUGUCCACUUAGUUGUCCUAGGAGUCUACGACCACGACAUCCGAGCCUCCGGCCUGAAUUUGAUCCCGGAUUUUUCGCGGGUUGAGGUCAAUCUGCCGUUCGUUGACAUCUUCGGCGAUAGCCAGACGAUUUUCCGGUAUGCGCAGAGUCUAGUAAUCAGUGAAAACAUUCUUGCCAUUGCGGGCGCCCAACCGUAUUACACGCCGCCGAGUCCGAUUGUUGCGAGCUUCGAUCCGCCAUGUGAUGCGUAUCGCUCCGACGCUUCAUCCCCUGGAGAGCUACUCUUCGACGCUUAUUCUAUCCUCCACCCGCACGACAGUCCGCUGUUCAAGACUCGCUUUUCGCCUGUAAAGAGCCAGCCAUAUAGCAUAGAGUUAUACCGCAACACGUCGAAUCAAAUCAUCACAAACGGCAAGCUUUGCGAUAACUUCACUACCAUCUUUGAUUCUGCUGUUACAACAGGAGAGUAUGCGCCCGUACCAAUUAAAGCGUAUGUUGAGAUUGGAAAGCCCGCGCUUCCAGAGAGCAGCAAGUGGGAGGAGGUAUAUGGACUGAAGGCGGAUUUUGCGUUUAUCGAGAUGAACUAUCUCGAUUGCGAGCAGUUCAGGUCCUGA